Phlebotomus argentipes is the source of this 775-nucleotide messenger RNA. RefSeq names its product actin-related protein 2/3 complex subunit 3-like. The transcript is spliced from 2 exons. Gene Ontology annotation, cellular component: Arp2/3 protein complex; cytoskeleton. The record is from RefSeq and is a predicted model, not a curated record. Gene Ontology annotation, molecular function: actin filament binding. Gene Ontology annotation, biological process: Arp2/3 complex-mediated actin nucleation; regulation of actin filament polymerization. NCBI's taxonomy places the organism in Eukaryota, Metazoa, Arthropoda, Insecta, Diptera, Psychodidae. Bases 129 to 662 code for a protein of 177 amino acids.
AUUGUCCCACAAUAGAGUUGUUGACCCCCCGCAGUUGAUUCAUUCAUUCUGCGCUCCAGAAAAUCACUGAAAUCUACUUAAGAUACAGUAAUUAGCACGCUUUUUCUAUCACAGAACGCACAGUCAAGAUGCCGGCUUACCACUCACAAUUGCGCGACUACUCCCAGUCCCUGGGCAACAUGGCCCUGUUGCCACUGAGGACGCAACACAGGGGCCCCGCGCCGGGCACCAACAGUGAGCAGGACAUCAUUGAUGAGGCGCUGUACUACUUCAAAGCCAACAUCUUCUUCCGGACGUUCGAGAUCAAGUCAGAGGUGGACCGGGUGUUGAUCUACGUGACUCUCUACAUCACGGAGUGCCUGAAGAAGCUGCAGAGGUGCUCGAACAAGAACCAGGGCCACCAGGAGAUGUACUCGCUGGCCAUUUCGAAGUUUGACAUUCCGGGUGAGGCGGGCUUCCCGCUGAAUUCCGUGUACGCGCGUCCGGCGACGAGCCAGGAGGCGGAUCUGAUGCGCCAGUACUUCCUCCAAAUCCGCCAAGAGACUGGGCAUCGCGUGUGCGAGAAGGUGUUCUGCGGGGACGACGGAAAGCCAAGUAAGUGGUGGUUGUGCUUCGCCAAGAAGAAAUUCAUGGACAAAUCCCUGUCUGGUCCUGGCCAGUAGACACCACCACGGCCGAGGAUGAGUUGCAAAGAGCAUUUCAGUAUGAUAUAUAUGAUUUUAUUGUCCUAUAAGAGUUUUGCAAUAUACAGUGAAUAUAAAUGUAAAGUAACAAA